AUGAAUUCUCAAAUAAUUGAUUUAUAAGCAUAAGAAACAUAAAAUCAAUACUAAAAUAUUAUUAAUGAAGUUAUUGGUAAGUUAAAGAAAAUUUCUGAUAAAGGACAAUUAUAAAUGAGUGAAUCAGAUAUCUAAACUUUUAAAGAUGUAAAAAUAGAUAAAAUAAAAAUAUUUUUAGUUUUGGUAAAAUAGUUUGAAAGCAAUUCAAGAAGGCAAAGAAAAUAGAAUUAAAACAAAUAUUUCGCAUCAAAUAAAAUAAAAUAAUGAAAGCACUAUAGAAUAGGAACCUUCUAUAGUUAAGAAAAUAAAAACUAAUGUAGAUACUUAAAUCAUAAAAAAAGUUUGUAUUUUUACAAUCGUUUUAUGUUAGGAAGAAGAUGAUGAUGCAAAUAGCGUUUAACAUGAUAAUGAAAAUUAAUUAGAUCUUAGUGAUGAUUCAAAUGAUGAAACAAGUUAUAAGGAAAAAAAUUUUGAUGAAAAGAAACUUCAAGAAUCGUAAUAGAAAUAUAUGGAUUAUAAAAAUAACAAAAAUGAAAGUAUGAGAGAGAAAACUUUGUUUGAUAAAAUUAGAGAACUUGAUCAAUUAAAAAAUCUAGUUAAAGUUGAAGAAUAAGAUGAUGAUGAUACAGAAGAACCAAAAGUCUUUGAUACAUAAUUCUAUGCUUAAAAAAUUAACACUGAAAAUGUAGUUAGUCGUAUCAGAGUAUUCUUACAACCAUAUAUAGCCUAAUAAAUCUUAAAAAAUGAGUUUAGAGAAUGUUCUUAUUAAGAAUAAAUACAAUAAGGACUCACUCUAUCCUUAAGCUUAAUUGUAAUUUAAUUUUAGAACUAGUAAGAAAAAAACUUCUUAAUGA
Molecule: messenger RNA, 854 nt
Organism: Paramecium sonneborni
Lineage: Eukaryota; Ciliophora; Oligohymenophorea; Peniculida; Parameciidae
Source: the annotation of a GenBank genome assembly